This is a messenger RNA of Megalobrama amblycephala (Wuchang bream), 944 nucleotides long. It is a transcript of the gene apooa, whose product is annotated as apolipoprotein O, a. The record is from RefSeq and is a predicted model, not a curated record. Gene Ontology annotation, biological process: cristae formation. NCBI's taxonomy places the organism in Eukaryota, Metazoa, Chordata, Actinopteri, Cypriniformes, Xenocyprididae. Gene Ontology annotation, cellular component: MICOS complex.
AUGUCAAGAAUAUCUAUUUUUGUGAAGCUGGGGAAUGUAGUGAGCGUUAGGAACUCUAGAUGGCGCUCUGCGCGUGCACGUCUGCUCGCGGCCGCUCAAUGGGGGAGAAGAAGACGGGAACAUGUACAAGGUUGGAGGGGUUGCAGGAGUCACUGGCACUCUGGGAUUGAUCUCAGCCUCUGUUCUGGCCGCUUCCGCUGCCGCCGAUGACAAACCCAAAACAACUCUGAGUGUAGAUGAGCUGUCUCUCUACACGACACCGCAGCAGAAGAUCCAGUAUGUGGAGCCUGAGAAAGGUUCGGUGGAAGAAGGCGUUUCCACACUGAGAAAACUAGCAGAGCCUUAUACCACCUGGUGCCAGGGUGUCUAUGGAACGGUGAAACCCAAGGUUGACAGCACUGUACAGUUUGGGCAGAACAGUUAUGCCUACUUGAAGAACCCUCCGCCUGAGUUUUACCCCAGAGCUGGAAUCAUCGGCUUCGCUGGGAUCCUAGGCCUUUUCCUAGGAAGAGGCUCCAGGCUGAAGAGACUGAUCUACCCUACUGGUCUAAUGGCUGUGGGAGCGUCCAUGUAUUAUCCUCAAGAGGCAGUGACCGUCGCAAAGAAAACAGGAGACUCCAUAUACGACUUGGCACUUCAAGCUUAUGUUACUGUGGAGAAGCUCAUCAAAGACAAACCAGCCUCAAAGAAGAGUCAGCAGAAGGAUCAAGCGGAAACGAGUUCUAGCGGGGAGACCAAAGCUUAGGUACAUCAUCACGUCUCAGGUUAUUGUGAUACGGCUGAUGUGGGAUCUCCAUCAUUCGCUCACUUUUAUGACCUGCUUUUGCACUAGCCACUUCCUCUUUUCAAUCAGGAAGGAGUUAGUGGUCUGUCUGGAAAGUUUUUAACUUGAAAAACUACUGGGAUUGUGUUAAAAAUUCACUAAUAAAUUAUAUAUAUACACA